AUGACGCGCUCAGGAGAAUACAUGCAGCACGUUGUUCGCCCCGGUGAUUGGAGUCUGGCAGGCUUCAUAACUUGUCUGGUCUUGAUUCUGGUCGAUAUCUACUUGGUUCGCCAUCAGAAUUCAAGUCGAGACCGCUUCGCCAGUUUCACCUCGGAUCCUCAAACAUCCCGAAGAAUCUUUGCUGCCGCAUACAUGAUCGCUGCCAUAUUCUCUGCAACUGUUGUCAUGAUCUAUCAGGAUGUGUACUUUACCAAUAUUCAUAAGUCCGGUCUGCGUAAUGCCAGAGUUAUGCCUCAUUCAAAAUAUCCUUGGCUCUACGAGGAAUAUUUGGAUCGUAUGCCGCAGGUGUUCCAGAUGAUGCAUCUUCGAGCUUGGGCUGGCGAAGCUGCUACCCCCAAGCCAGAAUGGGGGUAUUUUCUGUGGUGGUCGCAGCAAUACUUUGGUGGCUUGAUCAGCUUUGCCUUCUUCCUUCUGACCCAGUCUCACGUUCGUCGGUUGAAGACGAUCACCAUGCUUGCAUUCGUCUGGGUAGCAAUGACGAGCCUUAGCUGUGCACAUUGCUUGUUAUUCGGGUUCAUACUUCUCACGCCUCCAUCAAGAGGUAGUAGCUGGUUUGACAUCGAAUGGCUACACAUGCUUGUCGGAGUCGUGUCGCUGGCGCACCACGUUUUCGCCAGGAUGAUGAUGUACACUCUCAACAGUCCGUUGUUUCAAAGAUCGUUGUUGUUCACCUCUAUCUUUCCAAUGAUGCUUCCACUCAUCUCAUGGAUAUUACCCAAGGUGAACAAUCAUCAUCGCCGACUUAUCAGCAUCUCGGAAGCGCAAACGAAGGUUUUCGCUACGACUGGUAUCUUGUCUAUGUUGCUCCAUGCCUGGUCAACCUACCUUGUCUUCUUUAGGACCGUUGUCGCAAAUCCUGCCAACCGUUCCCACCGACUGUAUCUCAACCAGUCUGACGUCCGCGACCAUUUCAUGAAACUCAGUCUGCUGGAUUUCUUGAAUCACGACCCUGCUCUGACAGCCAUGUCUUUGGAUGUUGUCCUUAGUCUGGUCUUCCUUCUGAGCUGGAUUGUAGUGAGUUUGGCAAGCCUGUGGGGUAUCAUCAAAUGCUCAAUCAAUCCAUUCCUUGAGACUGGACAAAGGACGGUAUGGGACAAUAGGCACGAUCUAGGGGCAGCAUUGUUGAAUGGGCGAAAUCGCGAUAGAGCGGCCAUCAUGUCGACUGAGCCGCCUCCGAGGAAGAUGUUGAUUGUACUGGCAUUGUGGGCCCUUGGUGGACUUGGGUUUGCGGCACCUGCAGUUCUAGGCUGCGGUCCUACCAUGAUGGAUAUUUGA
This is a messenger RNA of Aureobasidium musti, 1335 nucleotides long. The record is from the annotation of a GenBank genome assembly. Lineage: Eukaryota; Fungi; Ascomycota; Dothideomycetes; Dothideales; Saccotheciaceae.